GGGAAGCUCCACUUUCUGGACUUUGGACGGCUUUGGGUCAUUGCUUGACUUGGGCUUUUCCAAAGACGACUCCAACUCUCCAACUUUCAUCAGGAUACGUCUCUCUAAAUGCAUCCCUUUUUCUAUGGAGCCUCUCCACCCAAUAACCAAAGCCAAACAAAAAUCUCUCCGUUGCACAAAUUGUCUCAACGUCAGGUACCAAAUGGAGCCUUUCCUAUUGCUCGUUCUUCUCGUAAUACAAGCUGGGAUUAGUUGCCAUGCCCACAACAAUCACCUGUGUGCCCCUUCGGCAUGCGGCAAGGUCCGUAACUUAAGCUAUCCCUUUCGAUUGAAGGGCCAGUCGAAAGGUUGCGGUGACUUGAGGUUCGAGCUAGCAUAUGAAGAUAACCGCACGUUACUAUCUUUGUGCGAUGGCCGAUAUCGUGUGCAAAGGAUAAACCCCCCCAGCAAUUAUGGGGGUUUAAUUACUGGUUAUAUGGAAGUGGUCGAUGUCGGGCUGCAAAAGAGCAACUGUUCCUCCCUUCCUCUCCACCAGUUAAUGCCCUCUAAUUUCAGUGUUGAAGAAGAUGAACGGUAUUCCAUACGCGAUGGAACCAGGGUGACCUUUGUGUCUUGCUCAAAGCAAGUGAGAUCUCCUUUGUAUAUCGACACCCAACCAUGUAUAACUGUAAACGGUUCAUACGCUGUCAUCAAUGCGAUGGCAUCGGAUAUUGAGGAGUUUUGCACCAUAACCAUGUCGAUACUUGCAGCAGAAUAUUUACAGGAGAAAAGAGCAGCAUUGUCCAGGCAGAAUCGUACGAUCUCCUACAACUACAUACACAAUGCGAUGGCCGACGGGUUUAAUCUCUCCUACUGGGUGUGGCCGCAGAGCAAAACAUUUCACUUUUGCUUCUUAGCCUUUCAAUGCCGAGGGCAAAACCGCAAAUCAGUCUACUACUACAAUUCUUCUUGGGGUAGGGCGCUAAAGGAUGCAAUGAAUAUAGUUCAUAUUGCCGGCUUUGUCCUCGCUCACUUCCUAGCAGCAAAAUUCAUAUUCGGAGGUCCAUGUGUGUUGAUACUUUUAAUCAAUAAGUGGAUGAAAAGGCACCAAGCAAUGGAUGCAAACAUUGAAGAAUUUCUACGAGCCCACAACAACUUUUUGCCCAUCAAGUACUCUUACUCAGAUAUCAAAAAGAUCACAAAAAAUUUCAAGCACAAGUUAGGUGAAGGGGGAUAUGGUUCUGUGUACAAAGGAAUGCUUAGAAGUGGCAAUGAAGUUGCGGUUAAGAUUUUGAACAAACCAAAGUCUAACGGCCAAGAUUUUAUCAACGAAGUGGCCACAAUUGGAAGGAUCCACCACGUUAAUGUGGUGCAACUAGUUGGUUUUUGCUUUGAUUACUCCAAACAAGCUCUUGUCUAUGAUUUCAUGCCGAAUGGAUCUCUGGAUAAGCACAUUUUCUUUAAGGCUGGUGAUAAUUCUCUUGAUUAUAAGAAAAUGUAUGAGAUCUCUCUUGGCAUAGCUUGGGGGAUAGAGUAUCUACAUCGGGGAUGUGAUAUGCAAAUUCUACAUUUUGACAUCAAGCCUCACAAUAUUCUCCUAGACCUGAGUUUCACUCCAAAAAUUUCUGACUUUGGACUUGCAAGACUUUAUCCCGCUGAUCAUAGCGUAGUAUCCUUAACUGCAGCAAGAGGAACAUUAGGAUAUAUGGCGCCUGAGCUAUUCUAUAAGGACAUUGGUGGUGUUUCUCAUAAAGCUGAUGUUUAUAGUUUUGGGAUGAUGUUGAUGGAAAUGGCCGGUAGAAGGAGAAAUGUAAAUACAAAUGCAGAGGAUUCCAGUCAAAUUUAUUUUCCUUUGUGGGUUUAUGAUCAACUCGGCAAAGAAAAGGAGGUUGAAAUCAUAGAUGAGAUAGAAGAGGAAAGAGAGACAACAAGGAAGAUGAUAAUUGUUGCUCUUUGGUGUAUACAAUUGAGCCCUAAUGAUCGACCGUCAAUGAGCCGGGUCCUUAAUAUGCUAGAAGGAGAGAUCGAAAACCUACAACUUCCCCCGAAGCCACUUUUGUAUCCGAUUGAGAUGCCGAUUGCUGAUGUGGAGACUGGGAUUGAACCUGAAUCUUCUCCAAGUGUUCCAACAAUUUCUAGUAGUUACCGGUAUGAGCACAAUAACAAGAGUGCGGAAUCUUGUUUUGUGUGAUGUUUUCCAUAUUGUAGAAAUUGAAAUCAAAAUAAAAGUAGUACUAUACUUGUACUUGAUUUUAGUGAUAUAAUCCUUGUGGCUAUUUAUUGGUACCCACUUUU
Molecule: messenger RNA, 2274 nt
Organism: Syzygium oleosum
Lineage: Eukaryota; Viridiplantae; Streptophyta; Magnoliopsida; Myrtales; Myrtaceae
Product: rust resistance kinase Lr10-like
Exons: 3
Coding region: 125-2170 (681 amino acids)
Biological process (GO): protein phosphorylation
Molecular function (GO): protein kinase activity; polysaccharide binding; ATP binding
Source: RefSeq, a predicted model, not a curated record